AUGGCCAUGCCAGGCAUGGCAGGCCGCUGCUUCUUUGCUCUGAUCCUGGCGCUCUUGUGCCCACCUGCGGGUGCCGAGAGCUGCGCAGCCACCACCUCGGGGCCGAUGAUGCUACAAGCAAGGCGGAGCCAGCUGAACAAAAGCAAGUCGACUGAGGCGGUCAUGGCGACCAUGGGCCUUUGGACAAAGGACAUCUCGGCUCUCCGUGGCGGUUCCUGCGAAUAUGCCGCAGUAUCGCAAGGGGGUCUGCAGUCGCCAGCGGCGACGAGCAAGUACCUGGCGUCUCGCGCGGUGUGCAUCGCCAACCCGGAGAUCUACGGCAAUGGUGCAGCCUGCGGUUCCUGCUGGAAGGCUCACCGUGAGGGCCAGGGCAGCAUGGUGGUGCAGAUCAUUGGGUCGCAUGGAGGCUCCGACCUUGGCUGCUUCUUCGAUGCCUUCCGCACCAUCUCGGGUGCAGACUCCGGUACUUUCGAGGUGAGCCUGGAGCCAGUCCAAUGCGAGGUAGCGGACGCCGGUCCAGUGGCCACAAUCUUGGAUGGCAACAACGCCUGGUAUACCAGAGCCAUCUUCAGCAACCUGCCCUAUGCCGUCGUGAAAGCUUCGAUUUCGGUGGACGGUAAGGCCACGGAGAUGCAGCGCGUCUCGGGAGCAACUUGGCAGGCCAAUCUUGCCGGUGGGGGCUCUCGGGCCUCCUUUCGUCUGGGCCUCGAGCAUGCGUUGGAGGUAUCCUUCGGCGACUGCUUCAGCUCCUGGCCAGUCGCGACGGGAAGUUCCUGCUCUGUCUCAAGCUCCCCAACCCCAGGCCCAAUACCGGCACCGAGCACGACCAGCAAGGCCCCCACUCCCUCUCCGACAACCCAACGGGUCACCACCCCAGCUCCGAUCGAAACGACGCGGCCGUCCUCAGCCUGCGCGGCCCCUGGUGUAGACUGCCGCAGUGCUGGCUGCUGCGAGCAAGCCGAGCACACCUGCUACGAAAAGGACGACUUUUGGGCAGCCUGCCGUCUAAGCUGCGAGCCCGGCAGCCUGAACCCAACCGAUCCGGAGGACUUUCGCACGCCUUGGACCUGCAAGGUCCUCGAUAAGAACGGCCCGUCGCCGCAGCCGCAACCACAGCCGCAGCCACAACCGCAGCCGCAGCCAGUACCGUCUCCAAAUCCAGGGUGCCGGAGAGCUUUGUGGUGCAAAUGA
Messenger RNA from Symbiodinium sp. CCMP2592, 1191 nucleotides. Lineage: Eukaryota; Dinophyceae; Suessiales; Symbiodiniaceae. The record is from the annotation of a GenBank genome assembly.